AUGGACGCGAGCUACCUUUCCCAGCAAGUUAAUACCAUAAUCGGUCAGCUUCAUGGCCUCUUCGACGAGAUUGGCGUUGCUAGCCAUGAUCGCGAAACCAGAGAAUCGGAGCUCUUCGCAGCGCUCUCUGAGACUUUGAACAAUCAGGUAAAACAGGUGACAGUAGAAAAGAAGGAAUUAGUCGAAGAGGCGCAAAAACUUAUUACUAUAAUCCGCCAAAUGGAAGCGUCCCUUGACGGUUCUAGGUCACAACGCAGCUACACACCCGAGAGUGACGAUCUUCGGGUCACUUUUCCACUCACAAGAUGCUUAACGAUGCUAAAAGAGAAGCAUAUGCAGAUAAGCAAGCUGCACCGUGAGCGAUUCGAGCAAGUUAAGAAACUCGUACAGGCAUUGGAGUCUUACUCUUCCCAUCUCGAGCCUACAUUCAUAAAUAUUACUUUACCACCCACGGGCCCGAACCAGUCAAUUCCCCCGAAUUUCGAUCUUUCCCCUUCAUACGUUAAUAAAUUAGAUGACGAAUUUACCCGAGUCUACGAAGAAUACACCCGACGUGUAAAUACAGUUAAGUCUCUAUCGGAGCACAUUAUCCAGCUAUGGGCAGAGCUUGGUACGCCUCAAGCUCAAACCGACGGCGCGAUUGUAAAGUAUUAUCGCGAUGCCCCUGAGCAGCUCGGCCUACACGAAGAAGAUCUGUCUAGACUUCGUAAUAAGAGAGACAAGUUGGCGGAGGAGAAGAAGAAUCGCGAAAAGUGCCUCAAAGAUCUCAAGGUGUCCGUUGCGGCGCUUUGGGAGAAGCUCGGUGUCGAUGAAGCGGAGCGUAAGGCGUUCCUGAAUGGCAACCGCGGCUGUGGAGUCCGACAAAUCAAUGAGUUUGAGGACGAAUUAGCUAGGCUAAACGAGCUUAAGCGACAGAACUUGCACUUGUUUGUGGAAGAUGCGCGGUGCAAGCUCCAGGAGCUAUGGGAUACGCUAUACUUCUCAGAGGAUGAGAUGCUCGAAUUUACGCCGGCUUUCUCUGACGUCUAUAGUGACGCGCUACUAGAAGCUCACGAGCGCGAGAUCACUCGGCUUGAGACUUUAAGGGAACAGCGAGCGCCCACCCUAGCUUUAGUUGACAAGCAUCGUACUCUUGUUCACGAUCGAGAUGAGCUUGCAGCAUCUAGUCAAGACGCAUCCCGACUUAUGAUGCGUGGUCAAAAGGGAGAAAGACGAGACCCAGGAAAGCUAUUGCGCGAGGAAAAGAUGCGAAAGAGAAUUGCCAAGGAGCUUCCUAAAGUCGCGGCAGAGCUUGUCAAGUUGCUAGAAGAGUGGGAGGAUGAAUACGGCCGCCCAUUCCUUGUGUAUGGGGAGAGGUACCUCGAUAUUCUAGAACCUGAAGCUCCCAGACAGGUUCCAGGCCCAAGAUCGAAGACCCCUGCAGGCCCUCCGCCAUCAGCAAACAAGGUACAGAAAUCAGCGCCGCCACCUAGCCGCACCAACAGUAAUGCUAGCAAAGCGGGUACUUUUCCAAGAUCGAAAACGCCGAUAGUGAACGGCAACGGCAAUGGCACAAUUAGGAGAGCGCCUCCUGGUAUGCAACCACCCAAGGACCCGAAGGGUAGCCCAUCCAGGAUACCAGCCCGUGCUCCUUUGUCUAAUCUAAAGCAUGGUAACAAUUCCCCCGAAAGACCUCGGCCAGAAUCGCGGGCCCAAGGCGUACUACGACCUGGACACCCACUCGCGCGCGCUCCUCCGCCUAAGAUGAGAGACUUAAACUCUCCUCCCGAGCUAGAGACCCCGGUAAAUCCCUACCGAAAUGUCGGACUUGAUUCAAGCACCCAUAUCCGAGCUGUUGAGCCGGACGAUGUGUAUGAUGAUCGGGCAUACGAGCGAGACUCGUACCAAGCUUAUGCAAGAUCUCACUCACAUCAGGAUCCGCACAUGUCUAUACAAAGUGAGCGACUUGCACAGUCAUCCUACCCUCAAGCACCUCCUCCGAGACAGAUUUCAAAUACGUCUACGGUGGUAACUGGAUCUGAAAACUGGGAGACGUACGACGAUAAUUCGGAGCCGGAGGCGGACGCGUCCGAUGCAUACUAUGCCAAGGUACGAGCAGCAAGAGGAAAGCGGUUCACACCGGAAGACCCAUACUCACGGCAGCAAGCAAAUGUACCGAAGCGAUAUCGAGGCAUUCCCCCUCAAAUGCAACCCGGGCACGGUACGAUAGAUGCUGAAGGCAAUCGUAUCAUUUCGGGCAGUGAGUGGACUGAUGAAGAUGCCUACUAA
Daldinia childiae is the source of this 2268-nucleotide messenger RNA. RefSeq names its product Anaphase spindle elongation protein 1. Gene Ontology annotation, cellular component: cytoplasm; spindle; mitotic spindle midzone. Bases 1 to 2268 code for a protein of 755 amino acids. Gene Ontology annotation, molecular function: microtubule binding. The transcript is spliced from 3 exons. Lineage: Eukaryota; Fungi; Ascomycota; Sordariomycetes; Xylariales; Hypoxylaceae. Gene Ontology annotation, biological process: mitotic spindle midzone assembly; microtubule cytoskeleton organization. The record is from RefSeq and is a predicted model, not a curated record.